Messenger RNA from Zingiber officinale, 1563 nucleotides. RefSeq names its product two-component response regulator ORR21-like. Lineage: Eukaryota; Viridiplantae; Streptophyta; Magnoliopsida; Zingiberales; Zingiberaceae. The transcript has 7 exons. The record is from RefSeq and is a predicted model, not a curated record. Gene Ontology annotation, biological process: cytokinin-activated signaling pathway; phosphorelay signal transduction system. Bases 1 to 1563 code for a protein of 520 amino acids. Gene Ontology annotation, molecular function: DNA binding.
AUGCAGUCUGAAAGCGACCUCGUGGCGCACGGAGGCACUGAAUCCUCGAUGAAGAACGCGUUCCCGUUGGGGAUGCGAGUGCUGGCGGUGGACGAUGACAGAGCUUGCCUCAGAAUGCUCGAAACCCUACUCGGACAAUGCGGAUAUCGAGUGACAGCAGUCCAACACGCAAUGGCAGCUUUAGAACUUUUAAGAGGGAACAAAGGCUACUAUGACCUUGUGAUAACUGAUGUUGAAAUGCCUGACAUGGAUGGCUUCCAGCUUUUAGAAAUUAUUGGUCUUGAGAUGGACUUGCCUGUGAUCAUGUUAUCCAUCAAUUCUGAAACCAGCUAUGUAAUGAAAGGUGUACUUCAUGGGGCUGUUGACUACUUGGUGAAACCUGUAAGGAUUGAAGAACUCAAGCUCAUUUGGAAACACGUAAUCAGGAAAGCACUAUCAGAUAAGAAGGGGAGUAAUGAACUGAUCGACAAUAACAAUGAUAUUAAGGCACAUAAGGAUGAAUGUUUGAGGAUUUCAAAUCCAUGCAUCAAUGAAGUAAACAAGGGCGAAGAUUGUGCUCAUGAAAUAGCAAAGCAUAAAAGAAGGGUCUCAGGUGGUGAAAUAGCAAAGCAUAAAAGAAGGGUCUCAUGGUCCACUGAUUUGCAUUUACGUUUCAUUGCAGCUGUUAGAACUUUAGGCGUUGACAGGGCUUUACCUAAGAAGAUACUUGAACUCAUGAAUGUUGAAGGACUCACUCGAGAGAAUGUUGCAAGUCAUUUACAGAAGUACAGAAAAACUCUGGAGAGGAAUGAUGGGUGCCAUUUUAACGGCCUCAGUGUGGAUUCUUCAAGUUCUGUUUUUUCAUCCUUUUGCCAGCAAGCUCAUGCUAAAAAAAGUUCUUGUAAAAAAUUCAGAUUGGGUGAGUAUCAGGAAGAUAAAGUGAUUGCUUCAUCAGAUCCUCCCCAUACUUCCUUUGGGAGCUCUGUCUCUUCACCGUACCGGCAAUUUGCUUCACACUCUCAAGCAAACUUGAGGCCAGAAUAUCUUUGGUUUCCCUCUGAUUUCUCAAGUCCAGAAUUGACUUAUGAAUCAUCCAGGCUUGAUGUUUUCAGCUAUCCAUCCCUAACUUCAACAUCUGAUCCAGUUGAUAUUUGUCCAACUACUCAGACCAGUACGGGCAAUCAAGACCUGAAUUCAUAUUCCCAGUUUCACUGUCCAUCUAACCAAUUUUCUGUGUGGACGUCAUUAUACAACAACAUAGAACUCAAUGACUCAGCACAUCUGAAUACAGAACUGUUAUCUGACAUAGGUAUUGCAACAGUGGCAGGAGGCGACAUUGUGGACAUGCAGAUGUUUGGCGAAGUGAAUUUCAACUAUACUUAUCAUUUAGAGUCGACUAAAAACCAAUCUGAGGAUUCACCAACAGAAAUGCUGUUCCAUCUUGACCGAUGCAGUUCUGAAGAUGACCUUAAUACUAUUCUUAAGCAGCAAUGUCCUGUUGCUGCUCAAUUCUCAGUGCUAGUCGGCAAUAUGAACUUGUACGAGUAUGUUUUUACGUCGAAACUAUCAAGGAGAUUUGCUUAG